AUGAAAAGACUUGACAAUUUAAGCAGUCAAAUCAAUCCAUGGACACUUGAUCAGGACAACAAAGCAUCAAUAUUGAAAACACAUUAACCUUCUGUAAACCUUCUCUAAAUUCAAUCAGAUAAGUACUAAUCUACUUAAAAAAUUUUGAGCAAUCUCAUCUGAAAUCCGAUCAGUUCAACAUUAAGCCAACUUCAUCCAUGCUCAAAUCAAUCACCUUCUGUGAUAGUCACUUUACUGAAUAAGUAUGUGAUCUCGUAAAGCAUUCAGAGAAUGGCUCCUCCAAAGAUGAUGGACUCAAUCUAUGCCCAGGCCUAUUAAAUGACUUCGAUGAAGCUCCCAUCUAAGAACCAUUACUUCAAACUGCUCCUCCUCCUGCCUACAGGUAAUCUGAGGCACAAUCUUAAGAACAGCCUUUGCUAAGUAGAAAUCUAAAUUGGUUCAACCACAGAAUGAGUAACAGAUUAGACAAUCAAUUAUGCAAGGUCAAUUUUAAAUCUCAUUUGGUGUAGAUAAUAAUCAAUUCAUCACGCGCACCAACUCUGCUCUAGGCAAUUAAAUGAUAGAUAUCAAUUCGGAUUAUUAAACCCACAAUAAAAGAAAACUCUUAACCUAGCAUUUGCAUCACCCUAUUAAUAGUAAGUAUAAUAGGGAAUCCAACCACAACCUCUUCACAAACAUGAUGACCUACAGUACUUGAUCCUCCUGCUCCUACCUCACAACCUUAUUACUAAUAACCAUAAAUUUAAUAAUUUUCUGAAAAAAAAACUCAUAUCCAACCAUUAUUGGAGCACCUACUUAAGCACUAGCAAAGCAGAAAUUAACCGUCUAUUUGAAGGUGAUGAUAGUGAAAGUGGAUUAUUUAAAUCUACAUCAACGAAUAAAUUAAAGCUUAUGCACCUGGCAUACCUUCAAUAUAAUAAUUGUAAAUUAGAUUAAAUAUGAACAU
Messenger RNA from Paramecium octaurelia, 946 nucleotides. NCBI's taxonomy places the organism in Eukaryota, Ciliophora, Oligohymenophorea, Peniculida, Parameciidae. The record is from the annotation of a GenBank genome assembly.